Racocetra persica is the source of this 698-nucleotide messenger RNA. Lineage: Eukaryota; Fungi; Glomeromycota; Glomeromycetes; Diversisporales; Gigasporaceae. The record is from the annotation of a GenBank genome assembly.
AUAUUUUUAACAAAAGAUGGAACAGUUUUAAUAUGGACAUUUAUUUGUUGGCAUAUUUUCUUCACCCAGGUUAUCGCGGUGCUGGAUUACGUGAAAAGCAAUUUCAUAAAAUUGCACAAACUGCAAUCCAAAUAUGGAAAUGCGAAGGAUAUGAUCUAAAUGAAUGUGCAAAUCUUAUUGCAUAUAUGCGAUUGUUUAAAGAAAAAAAGGACGGAUUUGACUUGCCAUAUAGUUUUGAGAAAGAUACUCCUUUGUUAUGGUGGAUGACCAAUUAUACUGGUUCCAAAUCUAUUGGAAAACUUGCAAUCAAGAUUUUUUCAAUUACACCACACUCUGCAGACUGUGAAAGAACAUUUUCAUCAUUGGGCUGGAUAUAUAGAAAAUGGCGAUUAUACUUAAAUGAUGAAAUGUUUCGUGAUAAUGAUUCUGACAGUUAUAGUGAAGAUUUUCAAGAUUAUAGUGCUAAAGAAUAUGGUGAUGAUGAAUUUGACUGUGAUGAAUUCAUUAGUAACAAAACAGGUCAAGGUAUACUUGAUUUUGAUCCUGCAGAAUUAGCAGAAAAUUUAGUAAGAGAAUGGAACUAUGAAAACAAUAGUAGUAGUAUUGAUAGCGAUUUAGACAAAACAGAUGAUACAGACGAAAUUGAAACACCAUCAUGGACGAUCGAAAGGCCUGAUAAAUUUUCAGAAUGUAAUUGA